UCGCAAGACUUCCGGGAACGGUUGAGAAACAGACCAGUCUGGGGUUUGGGGUUUGAGGAGGCAACGAUAUAAAUGAAAUAUUCUUCCUUAGAUGUUAAUUUUCUCAAAAUCUAAAGAUACAACCUAGAUUAGAUCCGAUUUCUUAAGUAGUUGGACAUGUUAGUACUCCAAGCUCGUGAAAGUGACAAACUGAAGCGUUUAUAUUUUCGUCAAAAACAACGUUAUAUCGACGGAGUGCCGUUGAUUUGACGGCUUGCACAUGCGUAGUUCGGCACGAGAGACCGUUGUUGACCAUGGCCUGUUUCUACGCAUGAGUUUAGUGAGCCAACGUCGCCAUCACGUCGCCUACAAGUGUGCUCUGGAAUUUAUACUGAAGAAGCAGUUUUAGCCUAUCUCCAUAGGUUACUGUCUUUGAUACGGUCACUGCUUUUUACGACUUGAUUGACAGGGAUGAAGAGGAUAACAUUGCCCUCGUAGAACAGCUUCACACAGUGGGAUCAGUCCAGCGACGAGGGCAGAAAAGUGCGUGGCAUCCUCUUCGGGUCUUCAACUGCCAUUAACGGAAUAAAAACUGCCAUUGUAUCUUGUUUUGCUUUAACAGACGUGAUGAGUGGCAGGGUUGGCGACCUAAGUCCGAAGCAGGCUGAGGCAUUGGAGGAGUUUCGAGAGAGGAUUCAGGAUGUUCUUCCACUACUUCCUGCUCAGCAUGACCACUUCCUGUUGCGCUGGCUCAGAGCCAGGAACUUCAAUGUCAAUAAGUCAGAAGCCAUGCUUCGAAAGCACCUUGACUUCAGGAAACACAUGAAAGCAGACACAAUCACCACAGAAUGGCAGCCUCCAGAGGUUAUUGAGAAGUACCUGUCUGGUGGGAUGUGCGGGUUCGACCGGGAGGGAAGCCCCAUCUGGUGGGAUGUCAUCGGCCCUGUGGACCCCAAGGGCCUCUUCCUGUCUGCCUCUAAACAGGACUUCAUCAAGUCUAAGAUCAGAGACUGUGAGAUGCUGCAGAAGGAGUGUGACCUGCAGUCUGAGAGGCUCGGGAGGCAUGUGGAAGCCAUCACUAUGAUCUAUGACUGUGAGGGUCUGGGUCUCAAACAUUUGUGGAAGCCUGCCAUCGAGACUUACGGAGAGAUCCUGACCAUGUUUGAGGACAACUACCCUGAGGGCCUCAAGAGACUAUUUGUCAUUAAAGCCCCCAAGCUCUUCCCCGUGGCCUACAACCUCGUCAAGCACUUCCUUAGUGAGAUCACCCGCAACAAGAUCAUUGUCCUGGGUGCCAACUGGCAGGAGGUGUUGCUGAACUACAUAGACCCAGAGCAGCUUCCUGCUGCGUACGGAGGGAAACUCACCGACCCGGACGGGGACUCUCGCUGUAGGACCAAGAUCCACUAUGCUGGGACAGUGCCUACGUCCUACUAUGUUCGUGAGUCAGUGAAGGUGGACUAUGAACAGUGUCUAACAGUCAGCCGUGGCUCCUCACAGCAGCUAGAAUAUGAGAUCCUCUUCCCUGGCUGUGUGCUCAGGUGGCAGUUUUCUAGUGAUGGGGCAGACAUCGGCUUUGGGGUGUUUAUGAAGGGGAAGAUAGGAGAGAGGCAGAAUGCAGGGCAGAUGCAGGAGGUGGUUCCCAGCCAGAGAUACAACGCACACCUGGUGCCCGAAGACGGCUCUCUCACCUGCAGCGAGCCUGGGGUCUAUGUGCUGCGGUUCGACAACACCUACAGUAUCUUCCAGUCCAAACGCAUCAGCUUCACCGUCGAGGUCUUGCUCCCAGGCCAAUCUCAGUCUCCGAAAAAACGGGCUGGCUCACAAGUGGAGGCCAGCAACCAAUCGCAGUCUCCGAAUAACCAGGGUGGGUCAGAAUCUGGGGCCAGCAGCUAAUUGUGACAGACGUUACUGAGCUAGAGCUAGUCUCAGCCCCGGCCAUGGUCAGUGAAGUCAGACCUGAAACCACUGAAAUAGACUCCAAUGAUCAGCACUGAGGUACUUCAUCUGACAAUGGGCCAUUGUGCUGCUCACGAAUGAAGGUAUGUAGCUCUGGUUACAUGCAGCUUGCUGAUGCUGAGACUUCUACAUCUGCAAGCCACACGCAAUGCCCUGGGCCAGAGCUAGAAUGUACAAUGAAGAGAAACAAGUCCACAACUCAGGGUUCCUGGAGUAGAGGAGAUGUAUUCAAACACAGACUGAAACAACUGGUUUACUUUCUACAAUAAGUGUAUGGCUUUUGAAAAUCUAUUUUAUUUUAAAGACCAGGAAGUAUAUUAUAUCUGAAUGUCAUUGAUGGUCCAGGGUGUAUUAUUUUGCAAUGCUGAGAGCAGAGCAGCAAGACCUCAGGAGAUAUUUAUUUUGUCAACACUCCUCCAUAUAACCAUCUGUUCAAGUACAAUCCCUUUUCUGUGGCAACAACGCAUUAUGGGCAUCACCCUGUCUUUCUCUCUCUCAAGAACUGGGGGAAUUUCAAGGUUUUUCCCUUUUGAGUAUGCCUUUACUUUUCAAAAUCAACACAGUUCUGUUCAAAUUAAUAUGUUGACAUACUGGUAGUUUUAUUUUCAGGGAAAACAAAUCUAUAUUUUGUCUUUUAAUUGUUAGAACAUGAAAGGCAAGAAAUCUUUGAGAAUGCUAAUAUCCACUGUCCAAAAUCUGUAUCAUUAAGCAUUAUUGCAGUAGACUGACAUUCCAUUUUGUUGUGUAAUCUUCAGCACCAGUUUUUUCCUGUUUAGGGUUGCAAUUUGCAAAAUUCCAGUAACUUUCCCAAAAUUCCCAGGAUUUCCUGCUUAUUCCCUCCUGAUUCCGGGAAUUCUCCAACUGAGAAAUCCAGAAAACCUAGCAAUUUUGGGCAAAUUACCGGAAUUUUGCAAACCUUUUCAUGUAUAUCGAUCUAUAUGUAACAACAAAAGACAUACAUGGUGUAAAUGCUUGCCUUAAAUACGUCAGUGUGUUUAAAGAAUGUGCAGCACUCAACGAACUGGCCCUAAUGGGCAGUUGAAAUACUCAAAAAGCUCUAUUAUAUGUCAUCUGUAAACUGUACUUAUUGAUUGAAGUCGUCUUCUGCCAGCAUCUGGAUAAAGUAUUUUGCACAGUGAAAAUCAUGGAAUGUAGCUAGCUAUUAUAGCCUUAUUCGAUGUUGGUUCGUGCUCACUGUUCAGUAGAUAAUUUGUUACCUUUAUGUAUUUUAGUAAUGAGUAGGGGGAACAGUACCCACUCCGAAACAUUUAAAUUGUUAUCUUUUUGUGAACAUUUGUCAAUCUUUUCUUUAGUUAAAAUUGGAAACAUGUCAUUUAUUUUUGUAGAAUUCAUGUAGUCAGUGCAUAUCUAAUGUAACAGAAACCAAUCUGAGCUGUUCCAAUCUAUUGGGAAAAUAAUAUACAUGUUUGAAUCAACUUGAA
This is a messenger RNA of Oncorhynchus mykiss (rainbow trout), 3380 nucleotides long. Its product is annotated as SEC14-like protein 2. Lineage: Eukaryota; Metazoa; Chordata; Actinopteri; Salmoniformes; Salmonidae. Gene Ontology annotation, cellular component: cytoplasm. The record is from RefSeq and is a predicted model, not a curated record.